Molecule: messenger RNA, 1338 nt
Organism: Glycine soja
Lineage: Eukaryota; Viridiplantae; Streptophyta; Magnoliopsida; Fabales; Fabaceae
Exons: 2
Coding region: 67-1338 (423 amino acids)
Molecular function (GO): zinc ion binding; nucleic acid binding
Source: RefSeq, a predicted model, not a curated record
GAAAAAUUUUAUUUUUUCACUUUCUUCUUGCAUAGUCUUUUUGCAGUAGCAUCCUAUUUUAUCAAAAUGUCCGCCAUGGAUAUGAUUAAGUCCCUUUCCAGUAAGCCUGAAAAAUUUACGGGUGAAAAUUUUUUUUGUUGGCAACAACAAAUGAAAUUCUGGCUUACUGAAUUGGGUUUAUACUUUGUGAUUUCUAAAAGAGAAAUAAAAACUUCAACUUCCUCUACUGAUAUAGUUCAAACUGAUGCAACCAUUAAGCAUGACGUUUAUGAUAAAGAUAUUUUAUGUCAUGGACGCAUUUUAAGUGCUUUGGCUGAUAACAUAUAUAAGAUUUUUUGCCAUACCAAAACUUCUGUUGAGUUAUGGGAAGCACUUGAAUUGAAAUAUGGAUCUGCUGAAAAAGGUUUAAGUCGUUACUCUUGUGAAAAAAUGAUUGAGUUUCAAAUGAUUGAUGGAAAAUCUAUUUCAGAUCAGAUCCAUGAAUUUGAAAACAUUGUUUAUGACAUGAAAUUGAAAGGAAUCGUUUUGCCUGACAUUAUGCUUGUGGCUUUCAUGAUAUCAAAAUUGCCUCCUUCGUGGACUGAUUUUGCUCGAAGCUUGAAACAUAAACAUGAAAGUUUUACCUUUGAUGAUUUGCUUGUCUGUCUCCGCAUUGAGGAUAAACAUCGUUCAUCUCAAAAACACUUGCAAAAUUCUGAUUCUCACUCUAAGGCCUAUCUUGUUGAGAGCUCUAGCAAACCUUUCUCUAAGUCCUUCAAAAGGCAUGGGUUUAACAAAAAUAAAUUUGGUAGAAAGCCUUCAUUUUCUAAAAAUAAGAACAAUGCUUUUAAUAACAACAAUAAGCCUAAGGAUAAAAAUUCGGGGAAUGAAAUUUUUUGCUUUGUUUGUGGGCGAGCUAAUCAUUUGGCUAAUAAUUGUUUUCAACGUCAUCGCCAGCCCACGUCUUUCCCUAAACCGCAGGCUAAUGUUGUUACCACCAGUGCUGCCUCUGAUUCCCCAUCUAACAGUAAUACUAAUAAGGACAUGGUGUUUGAACCUAGGAGGAGUAAAAGAUCUAAAAAAGUUAAGGAUUUUGGUUCUGAAUUUUGCUCUUUUUUGCUUGAAGAUGAUCCUAAAACUUAUGGUGAGGCCACGAGGUCUAUUGAUUCACCUUUUUGGAAAGAAGCUAUUAUUGAUGAAAUGAGUUCUCUUAAAAAUAAUAAAACUUGGUUUCUUACUGAUCUUCCCCCUGGUUGUAAAAGUAUAGGUUGUAAGUGGGUUUUUCGAAAGAAAUUAAGAACUGAUGGAUCUAUAGAAAAAUUUAAGGCAAGGCUUGUUGUGAUUGGGUACUACCAUUAA